This is a messenger RNA of Epinephelus fuscoguttatus (brown-marbled grouper), 3041 nucleotides long. It is a transcript of the gene sh2d3a, whose product is annotated as SH2 domain containing 3A. The record is from RefSeq and is a predicted model, not a curated record. Gene Ontology annotation, molecular function: phosphotyrosine residue binding; guanyl-nucleotide exchange factor activity. NCBI's taxonomy places the organism in Eukaryota, Metazoa, Chordata, Actinopteri, Perciformes, Serranidae. Gene Ontology annotation, biological process: small GTPase-mediated signal transduction; positive regulation of peptidyl-serine phosphorylation. The transcript is spliced from 18 exons. Bases 1 to 2595 code for a protein of 864 amino acids.
AUGUUAAUAUAUGAAAUGCAUCUGCAUGUGCUUGUUGAUAUCUCUUUCUUUCUUUUGUUCUCUGCAUCAGUUAUCAUAACCCUCAAUUACUCUUUGUUCCUUUUCUACCCCUCCCUGUGUUUUUCUGUCCAGGGUUUGUUGAGUGUAACGGAUGGAGAGCUGAAGGAUGCAGGAAUAGAGGAUGCAACACACAGAGAAACCAUCCUCAAUCAGCUUUCAAGACACCGACAGACACUGGAUCCACACUCUGCUUCAUAUUUACCGGACAAACGUGAGAGUGGUGUUAAAGUGAUACGCAGGGUGAGCCGAAAGUACUCCCUAGGAUCGUCUAUGGAUCUGGUGAAGCCGAGGAAGGAUCUGUUCCGUCAUAGUGUCCUGCCACGCCUCCAGCGUUCUGAUAAAAAGCACCGCCUCUCUGCCUCCUGCUCCCAGCUACGCCCCCUGAAUGAGGACAACACUAUCAGUGAGGUGGAGCACUGUCAGGACACCAAACGCAGCAAGAGGAGGAUUGUCAGCGCAUACCUCAGUCAGCUGAAGGUGUUUGGUGGUCGGAGAGACAUGGACUCAUUAAAGAAGGAGCUGGAGGAGGAGCUGAAGCUCAGCACUGAGGACCCGAGGAGCCAUGCAUGGUACCACGGACCGCUGAGCAGAGAGGCUGCAGAGUCCUUGUUUGAGAGGGACGGAGACUUCCUGGUGCGAGACUCAAGCUCCGCACCUGGGGACUACGUUUUGAGCUGCUUUUGGAAGGAUGGGCCAAUGCACUUUAAGAUCAUACGAGUGAUCCUUCGUCCCAAAAAGGGCUACUCUCGGGAGCUGUUCCAGUUUGAGGAGGAUCGCUUUGACAAUGUUCCUGCUCUGAUCCGAUUCUAUGUGGGCGGGCGUCGGCCCAUCUCUCAGGCCUCGGGCGCUGUGAUCUUUCACCCAAUCACACGGACCCUUCCUCUGCGUGUCAUCACUGAGCAACACUCGGAGUCUACAAGCAGCAGCAGCAGUAGAGGUUCAGGGAGAGAAGGACACAAUGAGGCCAACAAAAGACGCAGCUUCAGCUCUACACACAAUGACACACUGCAGGUCAUCAAUCCACUGCUGAGGAGUGGAAGUCAGCCUGCUAACUUGGAGAACGUUGGACGCAGGCCUUCACUUCAGUCUGCACAAUCUGACAGCAACCUGCGAACAGGUGUCCCACAGAACACUCAGUCACAGAACACCGGCCCCGCCCCCAUCUCUCCAGUGUUUCGCACGGGCAGCGAGCCCCUGCUGAGCCCCCGACCACGACACACACGCCCCACCUUUCCAGGUGGUGGUGUAACUUUGCGAGGUUCAGAUGGUCAGCUGCACCCGAGAGCUCCUCCUAAACCUCUUAGGGUCUCUGCCGUCUUCGCUAACGACGUCCCUCCCCCACCCAUGGACCGGGACGUUGACCCCUCGUCUUUUUACGAUGAGCUGGUCGUCCAGGUGCCACAGUCUCGACGGAAAGGUCAUGUGGACAGACUGCGUGCAGAGGAGAAGUGGCAGAGCCGCGCCCGCCUCACAGAGACUUCCUUUGGCUUUUUGGAGGCACAGGAGAAGAGUGACGCAUCAUCACAGCUGCCUUUGCUACCGCAGAAGAAGGGGGCACAGGAAGCUGAAGACUGGCAUUUUGAAAAGCCACAUGUGGAGUCAGUCUCGUGUUUCCAGCUGGAUCAGUUUGAGUCGCUGCUCUUGCCAGAGAACAACCGACCUCUAGAUCCCAGCAUCCUGCUAACACUCAAAGAGCUCUUCAACCGCUCAAACACCGAAAUCACCGCUCUGCACAUGCUCAGUGUUGACUGUCAGGUCGCACGCAUCGUCGGGGUGACAGAUGAGCAGAAGAGGCUUAUGGGAGUUGGAUCAGGGUUGGAGCUGGUCACUUUGCCGCACGGACACCAGUUACGACAGGAUUUGUUAGAAAGGCAUCAUCUAAUAGCACUGGGAGUCGCAGUGGACAUCCUGGGCUGCACAGGGACUGUGAGUCAAAGGGCAACCGUUUUACAUAAAGUAAUCUUAUUGGCUCAGGCCCUGAAAGAACACGCCCAUGACCUCUACUCCUUCUCAGCAGUGAUGAAGGCCCUGGAGAUGCCACAGAUAAUGCGACUGGAAAUGACGUGGCGAGCGCUGAGGAGGAAUCACACAGAGACUGCAGUUUUAUUUGAGAAGAAUCUCAAACCCUUCAUGAACAUGCUGAAUGAGGGAGACGACUCUGAGGUCCACGGUCCCAUAGCCGUGCCACACCUGGUUCCCCUGCUGAUGGCGAUGGAGGGUGAUGACCCGGUGGAGGACAGUGAGCGAGGCUGUGAGCUUCUCUACGACGUCCUUCAGUCAGCUCGCAGUGCCGCGUUGCACGCACAAGAUUAUCAGCGGCACGCACACUCUCUGCUCACAGCAGGCUGGGAGCCAGUCCCCGAGCUGCUGGAGGCUUUCCGGACAGAGUUCGCCCUGCGGCUUUUCUGGGGUCAUUCGGGGGCAACGGCUGACAGAGAGGAGCGCUACGAGAAGUUUGACAAGAUUCUUUGUGUACUUUCAGAUAAACUGGAACCUGUGGAGAUCACCCCACUACAACCCGACCCUCUAACCUGAGCCUCAGGGCCUGUUUCACUAAGUGAAAGGUGAAGUCAACACUUCCUUCACACGAGGAAAGAAAGAUGAGAGUAAAAAUGUUUUUAGUUGCAUCUCGGUGUGUUGCGGUAGCCAAGGCAGAGAUCUUACCCCUAGGAUCACACAGACAUAAAGGAAAAAGUUAUUUUGGAGAUGCGAGAGACUUUCAAGCUUGUCAAGUGACAAGUUAACUUAUAAAAGAAUGAACUAUAUCUGGAAUGUGUGGGCUGUCCUUUACUGUGGAGAAAGCUGCGCUGGAUUCAUUUUCCUUUUACAGGAAAUCUGAAAUUGUUUACCCCAAAACUAGCAUCUGUUUACUUCUUUCAGUGUGCAUUUCACAUCAGACACUGUUUUAUCCGUCAACACCACUUGUUUGAUACUUGAGAAUCCGGAGGACCAACAUGAACAUUAUUAAAACUGAGUUAGUC